CCGGCCGGCCUGUCUAGCCAUGCGGCCACCGAGGUAGAGCCUGGACGGCGCUGAGGAGCGCGGUGCGGUGCGCAGCCCGCCCUCCCGAGACGGCCGUCCGGCCUCGCGCCUCCCUACUCCCUCCAGCCCGGACCCCCCUGAAAUAUGUUCAGGGGCGCUUGGAUGUGGCCCGGGAAAGACGCCGCCGCUCUGACUAUCUGCUGCUGCUGCUGCUGCUGGGCUCCCAGGCCGAGCGACAAACCUUGCGCCGAUUCUGAGCGGGCGCAGCGAUGGCGACUGUCCCUAGCGUCCCUGCUCUUCUUCACCGUGCUGCUCGCUGACCAUCUGUGGCUGUGCGCGGGGGCCCGGCCCCGGGCCAGGGAGCUGAGCAGCGCCAUGCGGCCGCCCUGGGGGGCUGGCCGCGAGCGGCAGCCGGUGCCUCCCCGCGCGGUGCUGCCGCUGCCGCCGCCGUCGCCCGGCGAAUCCAGCGCGUCCUCGGGCACCUGCGGCCCGCGAUACAGCAACCUGACCAAAGCUGCCCCAGCCGCCGGCCCCGGGCCGGUCUGCGGCGGCGUCCCAGAGCCCACGGGGCUGGACGCAGCUUGCACCAAAUUGGAAUCUUUGCAGAGACUUUUCGAACCGACCACCCCGGCUCCCCCUCUGCGGCCCCCUGACUCCCCUUCCCGUGCCCCGCCCGAGUUCCCCUCCGCCAAAAAAAACUUGCUGAAAGGCCACUUUCGGAACUUCACUCUCUCCUUUUGCGACACCUACACGGUCUGGGACUUGCUGCUUGGCAUGGACCGCCCCGACAGCCUUGACUGCAGUCUGGACACCCUGCUGGGGGAUCUGCUGGCCGUCGUGGCCAGCCCAGGCUCCGGGACCUGGGAGGCCUGUAGCAACUGCAUAGAGGCGUACCAGCGACUGGACCGACAUGCUCAGGAAAAAUAUGACGAGUUCGACCUCGUGCUGCAUAAAUACUUACAGGCAGAAGAGUACUCUAUCCGGUCCUGCACGAAAGGCUGCAAGGCUGUCUACAAGGCCUGGCUGUGCUCAGAGUACUUCAGUGUGACCCAGCAGGAAUGCCAGCACUGGGUGCCCUGCAAGCAGUAUUGCCUGGAGGUGCAGACCCGGUGCCCCUUUAUCCUCCCUGACAAUGAAGAAAUGGUGUAUGGAGGCCUCCCUGGAUUUAUCUGUACAGGGUUGCUGGAUACUUCACCAAAGCGGCCGGAAACCAAGUGCUGUGAUGUGCAGUGGGUCUCCUGUGAGUCGGAGAAGAAGAAGUUCAAGGAAUCUGAGCCCCCCAAAACCCACCACCAGCAAUUCCACCACUCCUAUUUUCACCACUAUCACCAACAGUACCACCACUACCACCCCCGCCAUGACCCCCCAGGCCGUGUCAGCAACAAGCCCUCCCUGCUGCCGGUCUCUGGGGGCUCCCGCCUCAGUCCCAGCAGGAUCCGGCUCUGUGUCCUUGUUCUUAUGCUCCUCCAUACCAUAGUGUCCUUCUCCAGCAGCCAGGGGGGUGGGGGACUGGGGCUGGAGACACUGCCUGCCCUAGAGGAGGGCCUGACACAGGAAGAGUGACAACAGGGAGGGAGGACAAGCCUCCACCACAUACUGACAUCAGCUCCAGCCCUGCUCUAGGCUGGGGGGAGGGAGUACCUCCCACAGGAGGUGUAGGACCAGGUGGGGGUGGGGGAGAAAUGGGGGACCAGAUUUUGUCCCCAAUCUACCCCUGCCCUAAAAGCAGCUCCAACAGAAUGGCCAGAGGGCCCCCAAGGAGCUGCAAAACUCACCCAGGAGAAAAAAAGGUAGAAGCAGCAGGUUUCCCCUCCGGAGCCCCACCUGUGGGGCUUAGUAUCAAAGGGGGGGAGUGGGGGGGGCUGAAGUUGCCCACUUCUGCCAAGAGCCCUGACCCCAGGGAAGGAGGCUGCUUACCCAGCCUCAGCCCUGCAGGGAAUGUUGGGGGCACAGAGGGGAGUAGUUCUCCCCCCUCCACAUUCCUUUCGUUGCCAAGAUCCUUAAUUCCCUCCUGCCCAUAUCCUUACAGCUGACGGCAGACAGUGUGGUUGCCCUCCUGCCACUUCAUCGCCCCCUGAGUGUGGGGCUGUCCCAGCUGGAACACCAGGCUGGGCCAUGAGGCUGCCCCCACCACCCUAGGCAAUGAGGGGUUGGAGCCAGAUAUGGAAUGAGUGGUAAAGGAGAAAAUAGAUAGGGAAGGGAAGACGAAAGGGGAGAAGUGGACAGAAAGCUUGACGAGAUGGUUCGACUAAUGCUACCUGGCUUUGGGGAGGUGGGUGAUUAGUGUUGAGACAGGCUCAAGAAUGACCCCCAAAAUCAGAAAGGUGCAUAAAGAGACCCCUGGGGAAAGAGCCCAGGAGCCAAAACCCAGAAGGUUGAGGGCACAUGGGUGGACUGCCGCUGUCUGGAGGGCCAUAUCUUACAGAAGGUGCACACACUCCCUAGGGCUGCUUUUGCCCUGGAAAUCUUGGCCUUGUGGCCACAGACCUUUCAUUUCCAAUCUCCACAGGGAGGAGGGACUUGAGCCCAAGUGCGUCAGGCCUGGCCUGGGUCCCCACACUCCCCCAUCUUGUCCUAGCCCAGGCCUCCAUGAAGGAGAACCUGGUGGUGUUACCCCAGAGCUCUCCAGAGAUGAGCCUCCCCUACCCCAUCCUGUGUCCAUCCCCAGCCUACCAAAGAGUAUUCAUCCCUUCCCACUCCUGACCUUGUGGCCUAUUGUCCCACUGAGGGACGGCUAGACUCCUCCUCACCCUUUAGCAGGUCCCUAUCUCUAGCCACCCCUUGC
Messenger RNA from Acomys russatus (golden spiny mouse), 2785 nucleotides. RefSeq names its product NALCN channel auxiliary factor 2 (gene Nalf2). The coding region runs from base 145 to 1563 and encodes 472 amino acids. The transcript is spliced from 3 exons. Lineage: Eukaryota; Metazoa; Chordata; Mammalia; Rodentia; Muridae. Gene Ontology annotation, biological process: calcium ion import across plasma membrane. Gene Ontology annotation, molecular function: stretch-activated, monoatomic cation-selective, calcium channel activity. The record is from RefSeq and is a predicted model, not a curated record. Gene Ontology annotation, cellular component: plasma membrane.